AUGAGGUCCUCCUGGAUAUUUCUGGUCCAUGUGCUGUGUCUGAGCGGCCACCAGUGCGCACCAACGAAGCAGGAGGAGAUGAAUCUCCGGGACAACCUCAAGCAAUUAUCUGAAGUUGGAGAGAAGUAUGUAGAUGAAGAGGUAAAGAAAGCUUUGAUUGGUAUUAAGCAGAUGAAAAUUAUGAUGGAAAAAAAUGAAGAUAAGCACAUAGAUCUGAUGAAAACCUUGAAGAAGAGCAGUGAAGAAAAACAGCAAGCUUUGCGACUUAUGGAUGAAGUAAAGGCAAGACUGGAAGAAGAGGAAAGACAAUGUCAAGUAUCCUUGAAAAAUCUAUGGGAUGAAUGUGAAUCUUGUUUAGAAAGUACCUGCAUGAGAUAUUAUACAACUUGCAAACGUGGUGUGUCAACCUUUAAGAGAAAGGUUGAAGAUUUUUUGAGGAAAAUACCUCCACUCAUAUUUACUUUUCAUGAGGAGCAAGGAAGAGACAUCCAAUCUAAUGAAAAGCCUGAGAAAGAAGACACCCAGCUAGUAAAGAUGGAAGAUUUAUUUAGCCAGCUUUUAUCGGAUGUGGGCUCAAUAUUUGACAGAAGUUUCAUUUUUUUCAAGCACAUGCAAAAAGAAUUUGACCAGUCUUUUCAGACUUAUUUCAUGUCUGACCUGGAAAUGAGUGAGUCCCCCAGUAUGCCAGCUUUACCUGAGGUCACCACCAGAACUGAAGGCUCCCAGAGAGGCUGGGGCGUGCCUGGCUUUUUACAGACAGUUUUUGAUUUCAGCAGGACAGUGUUCGAAGGUGUCAGCGAGGUGAUCACUGAUGUGUUUGAUGAAUACAGAGAUUACAGAAGAGAUGUGCCAGAACAAACCAAAGAUCCUGAAAGAAGUGGCAUGUUUUCAAAAAUUGUGUCAGGGCGCCAGAGACUUCAGUGCAGGGAGCUCCGGGAGAACUCCUCUGGAUGCCCGCAGUUCCAUGAGAGAUGCCAGAAAUGUCAAGACAAUCUUUUGCAUGAUUGCCCAAACGUUCCUGAGCUGCACAUAAAGUUUGAUGAAGCCUUUAAGCUGGUUAAUCUCUCAGGGGAGCAGUACGAGCAGAUUCUCCAGGUCGUUCGGCAUCACACGGAGGACACUUCCUACUUGCUGAACAAAAUGAAAGAAAGGUUUGGGUGGGUGUCUGAGCUGUCCAACAUGACCAUUGGACCAGAAAACAUUUUCAACAUAGUUAAGGUGGUACCUGGAGAUCCCUCCAGUAAAGACGAAACUGUGGUAGAUGUGAACGUUCUGACUUCACCUACUUUCACCAUUAAAGUUCCUCCCAACUUAGAUCCCAAGAGUCCUGAGUUCAUCGAAUACAUAGCUGGGAAAGCACUCCAAUUGUAUAAGCAGAAUUUUUAA
Melozone crissalis (California towhee) is the source of this 1386-nucleotide messenger RNA. It is a transcript of the gene CLUL1, whose product is annotated as clusterin like 1. The record is from RefSeq and is a predicted model, not a curated record. Lineage: Eukaryota; Metazoa; Chordata; Aves; Passeriformes; Passerellidae. The transcript is spliced from 7 exons. The coding region runs from base 1 to 1386 and encodes 461 amino acids.